ACGGCCAAGAGUAACCACACAAAAAAAAAAAAACCUUUUUCCUCUGCGAAAAAUCUCAUGCCCUCUCGACUACCAUGAAGGCUUGCAAUUUCAUCUCCCCUUCCGCCCCUCCCAGAUUCUUCCCCACUCCUUACCCUCACCUCCGCACUUACAACGCCCCCUCCUCACGCGCCGCACCUUUACUCCAGGUUAAAUCCUUCCGACGCGGCGACUUCGACCGCUUCGCCGAUAACAUCAAGUCCGGUAAGGCUUGGAGAGACGCGUGGCGUACGGCCAACGACGGAUUCGAGCAGUUCGUCUUCGAGGCUAAGAAGACGGCCGAGAGAAUCGACCGUGAGUACGCCGUCUCUCGCCGUUUAAGCUCCGCCGCGAGCUCUGCCGGGGACCGUGCUAAGGAGAUUGAUCGCGAGUAUGGGAUUAGCCCUAGGGUUAGGAACUUAUCGGCUGAUUUUAGUAGAAAUUUCCCCAAGUACAGGAAGCAGUUCAGUGACUUCUUGAACACACCACUCGGUGGAAGUUUUGCUACUAUUUUCUUUGUUUGGUUUGCUCUCUCUGGAUGGCUGUUCCGAGUGAUAAUAGUCGCCACAUGGGUUCUUCCCAUUGCUGGCCCUCUUCUCAUUGGUGCCGUGGCCAAUAACUUCGUCAUCAAGGGAGAAUGCCCAGCGUGUAAGAGGCAGUUCAUAGGAUACAAGAACCAAGUGAUCAGAUGCGAGGGAUGUAGGAACAUCGUGUGGCAGCCACAAGGCGACUUCUUCUCAAGAGACGGUAACAACAACAACAGUAGCAACAACAAGGGUAAUUCUAAAAAGCCACCUAAGUCACAAAUCAUCGAUGUCGAUUUUGAGGAGAAGUGAUAUGAAUCAUAUGAUCAGACAGAGCAGAAGGCGUGUGUUUCGGUAGUAGCUGAAUCAUUUGCUGUUUUGUUUGUUUCUAUAAGCUGCAGCUAUGCAGAAAGGCACUCGUGUUGAUUGUUGUGUAGUAUACUAUAAGGCCUUUGUGUAGAUUGAACAAAUGUAGUUUCCAAGGGCACACGAGGCGAGGAGAGAGCCUUAGAUGAAACUUUGAAAGUAAUUUAUAUGUAGUCAAAUCAUAUGAAAAAGAAAACAUUUUACAUCUCC
This is a messenger RNA of Eruca vesicaria subsp. sativa (arugula), 1118 nucleotides long. Lineage: Eukaryota; Viridiplantae; Streptophyta; Magnoliopsida; Brassicales; Brassicaceae. The record is from the annotation of a GenBank genome assembly.